Messenger RNA from Saccharomycodes ludwigii, 1608 nucleotides. It is a transcript of the gene SAF1, whose product is annotated as SCF ubiquitin ligase complex subunit SAF1. Bases 1 to 1608 code for a protein of 535 amino acids. Gene Ontology annotation, cellular component: cytoplasm. The record is from RefSeq and is a predicted model, not a curated record. Gene Ontology annotation, molecular function: guanyl-nucleotide exchange factor activity. The transcript has a single exon. Lineage: Eukaryota; Fungi; Ascomycota; Saccharomycetes; Saccharomycodales; Saccharomycodaceae.
AUGACUCUAUUUUUUGAGAUUCUAGAAUGUUUACUCCCAUACAUUGUUAAUACGAAUGAUCUAUUAAGUCUAUCACUGACAAACAAAAAUAUACACCAGUAUAUCGAAAUAAACUGUCAAGAUAAGGUAUACCAAACGUCUUUUAAAGAUAAUGAUAUGGAGUUAGAUAUAUUGAGAACUGAGAGAUUUCCUGAAUUACAAAACGAUUGGAAAAAACUAUACAAGAAACGUAAAGAGGGACAAUUAUUUACAUGGGGUCAAAUAACAUCUGGAAGAUUAGGUUACACAAGAAGGCAUUUAAACCCUGCUAAUGAUAAUACCAAUAUUAUGAUUAGGAACUUUAUUUUAGGCUCAAACAAACCGCACCCCGUUCCGUUUGGUGCAGGCACUACCAAUAAACCAAUAAUAACAGAUAUUUCCGCAGGCGGAUUUUCGUUCCAAUUCAUCACAUCAGACGGUAAUUUGUAUACUACGGGGGAAACUUAUCAUGGGGGAAACAAGUCUUGUGGUCCGCAAUUGGGGACCUCACUGGAUUAUGGGUCGGUGGAAUCGUUAGUUAGUUUGUCAAAUAUUAACAUUUGGUCUCUCUACAAUCUAUAUAAUACCGGUAGUAGAACUAACAUAUCUCCUCCCAACAACCUUUAUAAUAAUGAUAUCACAAAUAUUAACUCCGUGUUGAAUGAGACACUAGAUGGAAAUAAAUUUGUAAAAAGAAUGGUUACCAGAGAGGCAUUGCCUGAGAUUUAUGACAACCAGAAUACCACACUAGAACCUAGGUUUAUAAAGUUUGUUAAAGUUAGUAGUGGACGUGCACAUUUUCUUGCCCUUGGGGAGGAUGCUGAAUUAUACUCAUGGGAUGAUCCUGAUGUUGUCCAAGGUAUUAGAAUGAAAUUCCCACAUAACAAUUUUAAGAACCCAAUAUUAUCGUUUGAAUGUGGUUGGAAUUUUAAUUGUUGUUAUAAGUUUGGGAUAGGACUCUGUAUUUGGAAGCACAGAAGAUCUGUGACACCUUAUGAUAAAUUUUUUGCCUAUUGCGAUUAUAAGAUUAUCCCAGACACAGUUGAUAAUAUACAAAACUACACAUGUCUACAAGAUGGAAUUGUGUGCUUUGUUAAAGGCAAUGAAUUAUAUAUGUAUAAUGACAACGAAGAACACGUUUUUAAAUUGAAAACCAGCAUUUUAGGGUAUAAACAAAUAAAUAAAGUUAAAAGCGGUAGAAUGAAUAUAGCCAUUUUCACCAACAAUGACGAGGAACUUUAUAUAGGAAAGAUUAAUACAUCUAGAAAUGAGUUACAAGAUUUGAAACCCGUUUCAAUACCAAAUGCUCAUAACAGCGAUGAAAAAUUUGUAGAAGUAUCUUUUGGCGACUAUCACAUUUUAGGUUUAAGUAACAAAGGAAAGAUAUACUCGUGGGGGUUAGAGAGUCAGUUUUGUGGAUGCUUGGGCUUGGGAAUGCUCGAUUUUGACGUGCCCUCGGCGAUAGUUACCUUGGGUUCAAGAGAUAUAAGAGUACCAGAGCCUACUCAAGUGAGCAUCACAGAUAAUAUGGAUUAUACAUGUAUUAAGAUAGCUGCUGGUGGGUGGCAAUCUUCUGCUAUAAUAAUAUAG